Molecule: messenger RNA, 942 nt
Organism: Helianthus annuus (common sunflower)
Lineage: Eukaryota; Viridiplantae; Streptophyta; Magnoliopsida; Asterales; Asteraceae
Exons: 1
Coding region: 1-942 (313 amino acids)
Source: RefSeq, a predicted model, not a curated record
AUGUCCAAAGUUGAAGAGCUAAAGGAAAUGAUCAAUGAACUGCAAAUGAAGAAAAGCACUCGAAGGUGCACGUAUAAGGAAUUUAUGGCAUGUAACCCUUUGCCAUAUAAAGGGGAAAUUGAUCCGAUAACCUGUCGAAGAUGGAUUUCAAGCACCGAGGCCGUGUUUGUGAGAAGUAGAUGCGAAGUGGAGGAUCAAGUAAUGUUUGCUACGGGUCCCCUACAACUCCAAGCAAAGGAUUGGUGGGACGCAUAUUCGAAGGAAUUGGGGGAUGAUAAAGUACAAACAUUAACGUGGCAAGAGUUCAAGGAACCAUUUCUGAAAUAUCAUAGCCCACAAUCCGCAAUUGAUAAGAUUCAAGAAGACUUCUUACGUCUUCGACAAAAGGAUGAAACGAUUGACGAGAUAACGAAUAAGUUCCUUGACAAGGUGAAGUUUUGUGGGGAGAUAGCGGGGACCGAGAGGUCGAGAAUUUUACGUUAUCAUGCUAUGUUAAAGGCUGAAUAUCGUGAGUUCGUAAAUCCCUCCAAGUGUGAAACGUUGAGUGAGUUAAUCGACUGCGCAAGAGAUAGGGAGAUUGAGUUAAGAAGGCAGGUUGAACGGGAGGAGAAAAGGGUGGCGGAGAAGACUACCAACCGAAACCCAUCAAAAAGGCAAGAUAUCACGAUCAAAAUAGGAAAGGGAAGACAAGUAGUGGAAUCCCGACUUGUAAGACGUGCGGGAAACAUCAUUCAGGUGAAUGUUUGCUGGGAAAGAAAGGGUGCUAUAAAUGUGGGCAAGAGGGACAUCCGUAUUAUAAGUGCCCCGAGAAUCCAAAAACGUGCUAUAAUUGCUAUCAAACAGGGCACAUUAAAGCAGAAUGCCCGAAACUUCAACAAGGGGCAAAGAAAGAUGGAAAGAAGGAUGAGCUUUCCAAGGCUCGUGGAAGGAUGUUCCAGUUAA